UUCAAACGGAUAGAAACCGCGUCUUCAGUUCAACCCCAUUGCAAAAGUUCUACAUUUUAUUAACUUGCAUGUUUUAUAUUAUAUUUAUAUGCUUUAGCAAUGGGUGUUACGGGUCUGUGGAAGCUCAUUGAGCCCUGCGGCAAACCAGUGCCCGUGGAUACUUUGGAGGGUAAAAUCCUGGCAGUGGAUAUAUCCAUUUGGUUGCAUCAGGUUGUCAAGGGCUUUCAGGACAACAAGGGAUCGGCCCUGAGCAAUGCCCACUUACUGGGUUUGUUCCACCGCCUCUGCAAGUUGCUAUAUUAUCGUGUGCGACCGGUGUUCAUCUUCGAUGGAUGUGUGCCUCAGCUCAAAAGGGACACCAUUGCCCGCCGCCAGCAGCAGAGGAACAAGCUCAGUAACGAGGCGGAUCGCAUACAGGCCUUGCUCCUGCAAUCCCUGGCCAAGGAGAAAGUGGUGCAGCAGGCGCUGGGCAAGAAUGCGGAGCUGCUGCUCAAGUCUCCAAUUAAGCGGCCACCUCCAGCGAAGAAGAACGAUGAGGAUGACCUGUUCAAGCUGCCAGAACUUCCGGCUGCAUCUGCGGGACUGGAUAACACCGGCGAGGGCAGCGAGCAGGAUACCAGUACUUCGGAUAGCUCCUUUGACGAGUCAACCGCUCGACAUGCCUACAACUCCAGUCUGCAGGCCAUUGAUGUGAAGAGUCAGCACUUUCGCAAUCUGCCCGCCGAUGUGCGGCACGAGAUCCUCACGGACAUCAAGGAGACGAGGAAGCAGUCCUCAUGGGGCCGCCUGCACGAGUUGCCUGCCCGCAGCGACGACUUCUGCUCCUUUCAGAUGAAGCGUCUACUUAAAAGACGCGCUGUACAGGAGGGCCUGGAGCAGGCCGAGCAGGAAAUGGGUGGCACAACGCUCACCUAUUCGGAGUUGUGCGACUUCUUCAGCGAGGAGGGCAUCGUCACGCCCACGGCCAUUGAACAGAGCACCCGGCAGAUCAGCUCGGAUGAGCACACACGAUUUCUGCUGGUCAGGGAUCUCAAAAAGAAGGCUCUGGAGAGCACCAAGCAGCAGGUGAAAAUAGAGAAGAUUGAGGAGGUGCCGGAAGAGGAGGAUGAGAAGCCGAGCACCUCCACCAAGAAAGAAUCCGGCGAGGGUUCUCCCCUAGGUACUGAGUUCGAUGAGGAUUUGGCCAGAGCAUUGUCCAUGUCAAUGGAGGAGACCAAAGUGUACGAUGAGAAGGACUAUGAGUACGACUCGGACCAGGAGUUGCGCCUAAAUCGGGCGCAGAGCAAGCAGUUGCGACAUGCCGCCAAGGGACCUGCUAGGGCAUAUAUGAUUGAAUACGGCGGAAUGAACGACGAGGAAGUGGGCAACAUCUUGGAGGCAACUCAGCUCGAUGACACUCAAAGCCUUGAGAAGUUUCUCGAUCUCACCACAGUCCCCGCUGACAUGGCAAACGACUCAAUUGAGGAGGCCAAACUAAUUUCACAAGCCAUUGAAGAGAGCAAGCAAAUCUCCCAAGCGAUUGAGGAAAGCAAAAAGAGUCUACAGGGGGAUAAGGUGGAGAUUGGAGAUACAGAUACUGACUCCGACAUGGAGGAAGUUGUGGAAACUCAGGAGCCAGUUAAGGGUAAAGAGACUCUUGAGAUUUGUGUUGACAUCACUGAAGACCUCAAGGACUCGAACGAUCUGUUUGCGGAUAUAUUUGAGGAGGAGGUCAAGAAUUUGAAAAACAAGGAUAAAACUGAAAGCGAUGAUGAUGAUGACUUUAUAGAGGUUAAGGAUAGCGAGGAAAUGGUAUUGGAUUCUCAAGAUGAUGGUAAACCAAACAAAGAUAAAAGCAUGCCAGAAACUAAUCAACGUAAGGAAAAUACAGAAGAAAUUAUCGAAGUGAAAGAUAGCCAAGAACUUAUUCCUUUAGAAGUGAAAAAUAAACCUGAUCUAGACUCAAUUUUAAGCCAGCUAAAAAAGGAAACCGCUGCAGUUAAAAAUAUUCAGCUAAAUGUAACUGAGGAGGCAGAACAAAAACCAAAGGUUGAACUGAGUUCCAUAUUAGACGAACUAAAAACAAAGAUGGCCGAAGUUAAGAACAUAAGCCUGGAUCAAGUCAAACUAAGCAAUAAUGACUCCAUCGUAUUAUCCUCAGACGAUGAAGGGGCCUUAAAAACCACGAAAACCACCGUCCCAAAGGAAGAAGUAAUUGAGCUGUGCGACAGCGAUGAUAAUAAAAACCAUCGCAUAUCACCUAACAAAACGCCCAGCAAGAACAAGUCCAUUAAGGACUUCUUUGACACCAGUUACGUGGUUAAGCGAACGCCCGACAAAUCACCAGCGACGGAUAAAACGCCACCGGGAACACCCAAGACUCCGCAGCCCUUCUUCAGAAAAAGAACACCAAAGUCAGGGCGUAAAAGGGCUAACGAUGGGCAGGAUGAUAGCGAUGAGGGAGUUUCACCCACGAAAAAAUCCAGCAAGGCUUCGAAAUCACUCUUCGAGGCCAAGGAGACGGAAAAGGAAAAGACUGUAGACCCUGAGGAUCUUAUAAAAGAUGCCGCUGAAGCCCUUAAAUCACAAAAGACCUCAGAGGAGCUGCAGGAAAUGGCCACCAACUUGGCCCAGGAGCGCAAGGAGCUGGAGAUCGAGCGCAACCGGCAGGACCGCAUGGGCAUGUCCAUCAGUCAGCGCAUGAGCAUGGAUUGCCAGGAGCUGCUACGUCUCUUCGGCAUUCCGUACAUUGUUGCCCCCAUGGAGGCGGAGGCGCAAUGUGCCUUUCUCAACGCCACCGAGCUCACCCACGGCACCAUCACGGAUGACAGUGAUAUCUGGCUGUUUGGCGGUCGAACUGUUUACAAGAACUUCUUUGCCCAGAACAAGCAUGUUUUGGAAUUCCGGGCGGAGAAAAUCGAGCAAACGUUCAACUGCAACCGGGGCAAACUGAUCCAGCUAGCCUGUUUGGUGGGCAGUGAUUACACAACCGGAAUCCAUGGCAUUGGUGCUGUGACGGCCCUAGAGAUUCUGGCCUCCUUUUCCGGGCAGGAUGCCAACAAUCCAAGUGUCUGCAAUCAAUCGGUGCUGCAGACAUUGAUCAAGUUUCGGGACUGGUGGCAGGCACACAAGAACAGCAAUCUUCCUCCUGGAAGCUCCGCACGACUUUCACUCCGCAAAAAACUGAAAAACAUCGAACUGCAUGAGGGAUUUCCCAACGGCGCUGUGGUGGAGGCUUAUUUGGCCCCCACUAUUGACGACAAUCGAGAUGCAUUUAGCUGGGGCACACCGGAUGUGGAGUCAAUAAGGGAAUUCGCGCGAAAGUCUUUCGGCUGGACCACUUCGAAGACCGAUGACAUCCUCAUGCCGGUUAUGAAAAAGAUUAAUGAGAAGAAAACCCAAGGUUCCAUACUCAAUUACUUCACGGCAAAGAGCGCGUUGCGAGUUCAGCAGCCACAAGUCAGCAAACGGGUGCAAUUGGCCAUUGACAAGAUGUCAGGAAAGAUCGAUGAUGCCGAGACGCCGGAGAAGCCAAAGAAGGUGACACGCGCAAAACGGGCAAAGGCAGCUUCGGCAGCGGGUGAUCAUGUAGCCAACGCGGAAGGAGAGACCAAAACUGCCCGUCCCAAACGUGGCAAACGAAAGGCUGCGACUGAAACGGAUGUGGCGAAUACGGAACAACCUUCUACAUCACAGCUGGCUUCAAAGCCAGAGAAAUGUCCUCGGAUACCCAACACCGUAGAAGUGAUCCCUCAGAGGGAAAAGGACCUGGAGCAGAUGCGUCUCAACAAGGCCAAGGCGGCGGAGAUUCUAAAGAAAUCAGCUAAGACCAACAAAAAAUAA
Molecule: messenger RNA, 3822 nt
Organism: Drosophila subpulchrella
Lineage: Eukaryota; Metazoa; Arthropoda; Insecta; Diptera; Drosophilidae
Gene: mus201
Product: DNA repair protein complementing XP-G cells homolog
Exons: 4
Coding region: 100-3822 (1240 amino acids)
Biological process (GO): nucleotide-excision repair
Cellular component (GO): nucleus
Molecular function (GO): single-stranded DNA binding; DNA endonuclease activity
Source: RefSeq, a predicted model, not a curated record